Messenger RNA from Sitophilus oryzae (rice weevil), 668 nucleotides. Its product is annotated as B1 protein-like. Lineage: Eukaryota; Metazoa; Arthropoda; Insecta; Coleoptera; Curculionidae. Gene Ontology annotation, molecular function: odorant binding. The transcript is spliced from 6 exons. Gene Ontology annotation, biological process: sensory perception of smell. The record is from RefSeq and is a predicted model, not a curated record. Bases 1 to 618 code for a protein of 205 amino acids.
AUGAAUUCAUUCAUUCACGACCCUCCUUUCACUGGAACGGCCAAGAGUUCGGCUCGGAAAAUUAGUUUAACUCCAGGCUUCGACCGCGCCAGAGUUCCUGCCGACCAUCGUCGCGAUCUCAAUCCGAUUCUCCCCUCCACUCAACUCCAACUCCUGCGGAUACCAGAACAUUUCCACUACCAGCUGUACAGUCAGCUAGAUAAUUGUGCAGAAUCGCUAACGAUACGUAUUUGGACAUUCAGUUACAAAGGACAGCACAUAAAUAAAUUACAAGUUCCGCCAGAUCAGUUGCAAAAACUUAUUAAAUACAACACCGAAUGUAGACAAAAAAGCGGCGCCCCUAUGCCAAUGAUAAUGGCCGCCGUCCAGGGAAAAUUCGAUGAUGAUCCAGCUCUGAAAACACAUUUUUUCUGCCUUGGAAAGAAGAUUGGUUUCAUGGAUAAAGACGGGAACUUCGACAGGGAAUUCAUCAAGGAACAAAUGAGCCAACUUGUUAAAGACGAUGAUAAGAUAGAAGAAGUUUUAAACAAAUGUCUGAUUCAGUUGGACAGUCCGGAAGAAACAGCAUUUCAAUCCAUAAAGUGUAUGUCUGACAAUCGCAAAACCGUCUUACCUUAAACUAAAUAAAAUUGUGUAUUUGUUCUUUUAAAUAAAAUCUGUAAGUCUCA